AUGGCCGAAGACCCACCUCCUGUGGAAAGGCUUUUAGCAAACGAACACUUAGAGCUGUAUGACCGCAAUGUAAAUCAACCAGAAGGGUUAGUUGAUUUGAAGUUGACGAAUCAAGUCUUUAAGAUGGAAGAGCGAAUCGCAGCUGAAGUUGAGCGUAGAAUGAAACAAAUGGCUCUUGAAAAACAAACGGUGGCUCAAGUUCAGCCGGUUCAACCGAUUCAAGCAAUGAAUUCCCAGCAGGUGGAAGAAAUCAACUUUUUGAAACAGAACAACCCUUACUCUAAUACUUACAAUCCAGGAUGGAAGAAUCAUCCGAGUUUCUCCUGGAAAGAUCAACAAGGGAACGUUCCAAAACAAGGGGCUGCUCCUUAUCAAGGUCUUCCACAACAACAGCAGCAAUAUAGGCCACCACAACAACAACCUUAUCAACAGCCGUAUCAGCAACCUCAACAACAAUUCCAGCCACAGGGACAAAGAAAAAUGAGUCAAAUUGCACAACAAAUGGCAAAUCCUCAACAAUCGGGUGCUCUACCUAGUGCCACGGUUUCAAAUCCUAAAGACCAUACUAAUGUGAGUGCUAUAAGCACUAGGAGUGGUAAAGCCAAAGAAGUUGUGGAGGAAAAUGCUGAAGAAGAAGAGCCGUUGCUUGAAGUUGAUGUGGAAAUAAAGGAAAAUGAGGUAGAAGCUGAGGAUGUGGUUGUAUCAGAACCGGUGACGAAAGGGAAGAUUAUUGAGCCAAAACCGGCCGUUAAACUUCCAUUUCCUACUAGAAAUAAAAAGAAGGGACAGCAUGAGAAGAAUUUUGAAAAAUUCCUGGAGAUGUUCAAGAAACUUGAACUGAAUAUUCCAUUCCUAGAGGCGUUGGAACAAAUGCCUACCUAUGCCAAGUUCAUGAAGGAUAUUAUAUCCAAGAAAAGGACCAUCGAUCGUGAUCCGAUUAUUCUAACCGAAACUUGUAGUGCUAUUUUGCAGGGUAUGAAAAUUCCGGUGAAAAAGAAGGAUCGAGGUUCUGUGACUAUUCCUUGUACCAUUGGGGAUAGAUCUUUCAAAAAGGCCCUUAUUGAUUUGGGAGCAAGUGUGAGUCUUAUGCCGCUAUCCAUUUACAAGAGAUUGGGGAUAGGUAAAGUGCAAGAUACAAGAAUGACACCAAUUUGCUGA
This is a messenger RNA of Vicia villosa (hairy vetch), 1158 nucleotides long. Its product is annotated as mediator of RNA polymerase II transcription subunit 15-like. The record is from RefSeq and is a predicted model, not a curated record. Bases 1 to 1158 code for a protein of 385 amino acids. NCBI's taxonomy places the organism in Eukaryota, Viridiplantae, Streptophyta, Magnoliopsida, Fabales, Fabaceae. The transcript is spliced from 4 exons.